This is a messenger RNA of Phalacrocorax carbo (great cormorant), 881 nucleotides long. The record is from RefSeq and is a predicted model, not a curated record. NCBI's taxonomy places the organism in Eukaryota, Metazoa, Chordata, Aves, Suliformes, Phalacrocoracidae.
CGGAAGCGGAGGGAGAUGGCGGGAGCGUGGGGGAGGAUCGGGGCCCUCAGCGGCGCCGCCGCGGUGGGCGCGGCCUCCUACGGGGCUCACGGGCUCCGCCGCAGCGACAGGGACGAGUACCAGAAGGAGCUCUACGAGACGGCGAACCGGUUCCACCUCCUGCACAGCCUGGCGCUGCUGGCCGCCCCCCACUGCCGCCGCCCCGCCCUGGCCGGGUCCCUGCUCUGCGCCGGGAUCGGGCUCUUCUGCCUCCCCCUCUACUACCACGGGCUGAGCGGGGACCCCGGCCUCAACCGCGCCGCCCCCCUCGGGGGGACCCUCCUCAUCCUCGGCUGGGGGGCCAUGGCCCUCUGAGGGCCCCCGGGGGGACCCCCACGUCCCCCCCCCGGAGGGGGCCCCGGCCUCCGGGCCCGGCAGCGGAGGGACGCCGUGGGACCCCCCCUCCCCCCCCCCCGACCUCCGGACCCCACCCCCCGCGGCGCCCCUUCCCCUUUAAGAGGUGGAGCUUCCCCGCAGCCCACCCCUCCUCCCCCAUUGGUCGAGCUCCUGGCCAAUAGGGGUGGAGGACCGCACUGUGAGCCAGCCCUGAUUGGGCCCUUGUGGUGAAGGCAGCAGCCAAUGAGAAACGGGUGGCUCUCUCCCGGUUUCUGAUUGGCUGCGGUAAAACCCUCCUGAGCUAUGGGGAUGCUGGAGCUUGCUGACGUCGUGGCUGUUGCUGGGCGACAGCCAAUGGCUGGGUGGCUCCGCCUCUUCCCCCUCCCCUUUGGCUGGGUGAGCAGCCAAUCAGAGGGAAGGAGCCAGCAGCAUCGUGCAAGGGCAGCUGCUGAUUGGCUGCGAGGCUGCUCCUUCUGCCACACCGGCCAAUAAAUGAUUGAGUUUUG